Phascolarctos cinereus (koala) is the source of this 934-nucleotide messenger RNA. RefSeq names its product mediator complex subunit 21 (gene MED21). The record is from RefSeq and is a predicted model, not a curated record. Gene Ontology annotation, molecular function: transcription coregulator activity. Gene Ontology annotation, cellular component: mediator complex. NCBI's taxonomy places the organism in Eukaryota, Metazoa, Chordata, Mammalia, Diprotodontia, Phascolarctidae. Gene Ontology annotation, biological process: regulation of transcription by RNA polymerase II.
GGGAAGGCGCACGGGAGGAGAAUGCUGCGCGAUAUCCUGGCGGUCCGCGGUCCGGGGGAGGGUGGCUAGUGCGGCUGGCCCUCGGCCGGAGCCUGGGGAAUGGCAGGGCCUGGGCUUGGACUUCUCCCGAGGAGGAUUUUGUUUUCUACCCUCGGCUCCCAAAGAGGGCCCCAGCUUGCAGAUCAGUUUUGUAAUGCCAUUGGAGUGUUGCAGCAAUGCGGUCCUCCUGCUUCUUUCAACAAUAUUCAGACAGCAAUCAACAAAGAUCAACCAGCAAAUCCUACAGAAGAAUAUGCCCAGCUCUUUGCAGCAUUAAUUGCACGAACAGCAAAGGAUAUAGAUGUUUUGAUAGAUUCAUUACCUAGUGAAGAAUCUACAGCUGCUUUGCAGGCUGCAAGCUUGUGUAAGCUGGAAGAGGAAAAUCAUGAGGCUGCUACGUGUCUUGAAGAUGUUGUUUACAGAGGAGAUAUGCUUUUAGAAAAAAUACAGAGUGCUCUUGCAGACAUUGCUCAAUCACAGUUGAAGACAAGAAAUGGUACUCACAGCCAGUCUCUUCCAGAUUCCUAGCACCAGAGUCCAUACAGCACGUGGCUGAAAAAUUGAACUGUUUUAAAUACAACCUAAGUUCUGCAUCACAUUUAGAUGUGAAUUGUACCAACAUUUGCAAAAAACAUAAAGCACUGUGAGAUGACUUAUCUCUUUAGUAAUUCUGAACAAUCUUCCCAUGUCACUUUUGAUAUAGAAUAAGCCCUAUAAAAUGCUGAGUUGUGGUAAGUUUGUGAAUUGAAUCAGCUUUAAACUAUUUUGUUGUCAUUGUUUCCAUUGUUAUCUGUAUAAAGUUAAAUUUCCUUUUGCUUAUUGAGGAUAAUCUUGCUUUCAGGGUCUUAUUAAUAUAGUUAACUAGAGUCAGCUAUAAAGUCCUGUGUUGAAACAA